CAGAUAUCCUAUAAGUUUCUUCCUUGUAUCAGUCCGCCAAAAACCUCCCUAUCUUCAACGGCCAACCAACUUCCAUUCGUUCAUGGCCUUCCCUUUAUCCUCUCCCCCUCUCACUUUCUCCCACAAGCUCUCGUUCACUUUCUCCACAACUCCAAACCGCGCUUUCCUGUCCACCCGUUUCACCUUUCCUCUCAGCAGAAAACAAUCUGCAAGAUUUGGCCACCUCAGGGUUCAAUGCAAGUCUAAACAUGAUGACUCAACGGAACUGGAGUACUGGCAUAGUUUCCCUACCAAAUUGUGCAUAUCAACUUUUGGAAAUGGGAUGAAAAAAGCUAAGAAUCUGAUUGCUGCUAUCUUCAUUUUUGUCCAAAUUUCAUCUCCGUUAUGUAUGAUUGGCUGGGAACUUUGUUCUGUUUCUCCUGCAAAGGCAGUGCUUUAUUCUCCUGACACCAAAGUCCCAAGAACUGGGGAAUUAGCUUUAAGAAGGUCUAUCCCUGCGAAUACAAACAUGAAGGCAAUACAGGCUUCUUUGGAGGACAUAUCAUUCUUGCUAAGGAUUCCACAGAGAAAACCUUAUGGAACCAUGGAGGGUAAUGUGAAGAAAGCUUUGAAGAUGGCUAUGGAUGAAAAGGACUCUAUAGUGGCUAGUAUUCCAGCAGAUCUGAAAGAAAAGGGUUCUGAACUGUAUGCAUCUCUCAUUGAUGGGAAGGGCGGAUUGCAAGCGCUCCUAAAAUGUAUUAAGGACCAGGACCCAGAUAAAGUAUCUGUUGGCCUUGCAUCUUGUCUGGAUACUGUUGCAGAAUUGGAGUUGCUACAGGCUCCUGGAUUGUCCUUUUUGUUGCCUGAGCCAUACUUGAAAUAUCCAAGGCUAACAGGGAGAGGAACUGUUGAAUUUACCAUUGAGAAAGGAGAUGGUUCAACAUUUUCCCCCCAAGCUGGUGGUGAAACGAGGAAAACUGCCACAAUCCAAGUUGUUCUAGAUGGAUAUUCAGCACCACUAACAGCUGGGAAUGUCGCUAAACUGGUGAUUGAUGGGGCAUAUGAUGGGACAAAAGUCAGUUGCACUGAACAAGCAAUUCUUACAGACAGGGGUCUUGAUAAGAACAGCGGUUAUAGUGUUCCUUUGGAAAUAAAGCCAUCUGGACAAUUUGAGCCCUUGUACAAAACAACUUUAAGUGUGCAGGAUGGUGAAUUGCCAGUUCUUCCACUAUCUGUUUAUGGAGCCGUUGCUAUGGCACAUAGUGAAGUCUCCGAUGAGUACUCAGCGCCAUAUCAGUUUUUCUUCUAUUUAUAUGAUAAAAGAAAUGCUGGCUUAGGUGGGCUAUCUUUUGAUGAAGGGCAAUUUUCAGUUUUGGGAUACACAACAGUAGGGAGAGAAAUUCUGCCACAGAUAAAAACUGGGGAUGUGAUUCAAACUGCAAAGCUAAUUGAAGGCAAAGAUCGCCUUGUUUUGCCAGAUGAGAGUUGAUCAGCUCAUCUUCCAUUUUUGUUUUUAAAUUUGAUUAGCUGUAUGUGUAUGAUUUUCUUGGUGCAAGCAAGUUGUGCUAUAAUUAGAUUUAAAUGUUCUUUGUAAAAUUGCAUUAUCAAACAAACUUGAAGAAAAUGAUUUUGCACAA
Molecule: messenger RNA, 1616 nt
Organism: Mangifera indica (mango)
Lineage: Eukaryota; Viridiplantae; Streptophyta; Magnoliopsida; Sapindales; Anacardiaceae
Product: peptidyl-prolyl cis-trans isomerase CYP37, chloroplastic
Exons: 12
Coding region: 83-1468 (461 amino acids)
Biological process (GO): protein peptidyl-prolyl isomerization
Molecular function (GO): peptidyl-prolyl cis-trans isomerase activity
Source: RefSeq, a predicted model, not a curated record